Molecule: messenger RNA, 861 nt
Organism: Acanthosepion pharaonis
Lineage: Eukaryota; Metazoa; Mollusca; Cephalopoda; Sepiida; Sepiidae
Source: the annotation of a GenBank genome assembly
AUGUUUCAUGGAGCCUCGGAAUUUUUUGUGACAACAGAUCUUCUCCAUAAUCAAAAAUGGCACCCCCAGUAUAUGCUGACCUUGGAAAAAGUGCCAGAGAUCUUUUUUCCAAGGGUUAUAAUUAUGGAUUUUUUAAAUUGGAAUGUAAAACCAAAACUUCCAAAGGUGUUUGCUGGCAGUUUGGAAACUAAAUACAAAUGGGAAGAGUAUGGCAUGACUUUCUCUGAAAAAUGGAAUACAGACAAUAUUUUAGCUACUGAGAUCACUGUAGAAGAUCAGAUUGCUAAAGGUCUGAAAGUUUCUUUUGAUACUUCUUUUGCUCCUCAAACUGGUAAAAGGAGCGGAAAAAUAAAGACUGCAUACAAAAAUGAUUACAUCAGUGGUGGUGCUGAUGUUGACUUUGAAUUUGCUGGACCUACAGUUCAUGGUGCAUUGGUCCUUGGAUACAUGGGAUGGUUAGCUGGUUACCAAAUGUCUUUUGAUACUUCCAAAUCGAAGCUCUCAAGAAGCAACUUUGCAGUUGGCUAUUCUGCUGGAGAUUUCACAUUGCAUACAAAUGUAAAUGAUGGUAGUGAAUUUGGUGGCUCUAUCUACCAGCGGGUCAAUUCUAAGCUUGACAUUGGUGUCAACUUAUCAUGGACGGCCAGUAACAAUGCCACUCGAUUUGGGCUUUGUGGAAAAUACAUCCUUGACAAUGAUGCUUCUGUUAGCGCAAAAAUUAACAAUUCCAGUCAACUUGGUCUUGGUUACUCACAAAAAUUGAGAGAUGGUGUUGUGCUAACCUUGUCAGCCCUUGUUGAAGGCAAAAAUUUUAAUGCUGGUGGUCAUAAACUUGGUUUGGGACUUGAUCUUGCAGCAUAA